AUGAGUCUUAGAAAUGUGGCAUUCGGAUUAAGUGGUAUUGGCAUUGGUACUGGUUUUGCCUCAUUUUUUUUUGGAAAAUCAUCACCAUCGUCAUCUCAAGUUCAAACGCCGUCGUCUUCACAAACUGUUGGGUUUCCUAAAGGUCCAAAUGGAACCAUAAACGCAGUAGGAUCAGAUAUCAAUCCUUCUGAGUUUUUUAGGUAUGGGUUUCCAGGGCCCGUUGCUGACGUCGAGAGUAGAGAAGAAUUCAUCUCUUGUUACAAUAGACAGACUAGAAACCCUCAUUGGGUGGUCGAACAUAUAACGAAAGAAUCUCUUGCAGCUAAGAAUGGGGAUAGGAAAAACUCCUAUUUCAUUGAAGACGAAAAAAUACCAGAAAUAUUUAGGGGAAGGCUCAGAGAUUAUUUUAGAUCUGGUUAUGACAGAGGCCAUCAAGCACCCGCAGCAAAUGCCAAAUUUUCUCAGAAUGCGAUGAACGAAACUUUCUAUUUGACAAAUAUGUGCCCACAAGUUGGCGAAGGCUUUAAUAGAGAUUAUUGGGCCCAUUUAGAGUAUUUUUGUCGACAGUUGACUGAAAGUUACAAUAGUGUUCGAAUUGUAACGGGUCCACUUUAUUUACCAAAAGUGGACCCCGUUGAUGGUAAAACUAAAGUGUGUUAUGAAGUCAUUGGUACUCCGCCGAAUAUUGCUGUGCCUACCCAUUUUUUCAAGUUGAUUGUUGGUGAAAAACCGGUCAAGAAUCCUAGUUCGGAAAGUAUAUCUAUUGCAGCCUUUGUUCUUCCUAACAAACCAAUUUCGAAUGAAACAAAGUUGACCGAUUUUGAGAUACCUGUUGAUGCGCUAGAGAGGAGUGCAGGCCUUCAGUUUUUUCAAAAGGUUCCUGAAAAUAGAAAGAAACCUCUUUGUAAAGAAGUUAGAUGUCAAAUUACUGUUAGAGAAUUUCAAAAAGCCCUACCACCUCCAAAAUCUUUACCGUCUCUUCCAGCUCCCAAAUAA
Zygotorulaspora mrakii is the source of this 996-nucleotide messenger RNA. It is a transcript of the gene NUC1, whose product is annotated as ribonuclease. Lineage: Eukaryota; Fungi; Ascomycota; Saccharomycetes; Saccharomycetales; Saccharomycetaceae. Bases 1 to 996 code for a protein of 331 amino acids. The record is from RefSeq and is a predicted model, not a curated record. Gene Ontology annotation, cellular component: mitochondrial inner membrane; nucleus. The transcript has a single exon. Gene Ontology annotation, biological process: apoptotic DNA fragmentation. Gene Ontology annotation, molecular function: nucleic acid binding; metal ion binding; single-stranded DNA endonuclease activity.